Messenger RNA from Talaromyces marneffei, 2832 nucleotides. RefSeq lists its product as uncharacterized. Lineage: Eukaryota; Fungi; Ascomycota; Eurotiomycetes; Eurotiales; Trichocomaceae. Bases 1 to 2832 code for a protein of 943 amino acids. The transcript has 9 exons. Gene Ontology annotation, molecular function: nucleic acid binding; ATP binding. The record is from RefSeq and is a predicted model, not a curated record.
AUGUCUGGACCACCUCUCCAGAGCCAUGGCUUUCAGACCUCAGUGGAUACAGCCCACCAACAAACAACGGCAAUUGCUGGUCUGAAGCGACCGCACCAAAAUGUGGUCUCCAAAGAACCUGUUACAGCUGUUACAACUUCUAUGACUGCUGCUGCUACAAAUGCAACGACGGUCAGACAGAGCAACAACUCCAAACGGCGGCCGGUGGAUUUGAUUCGAGCGUCGGCAGCCACUCACGAGACACGCAUCGCGGCUAGCCCGAUUCGCUCUGUUCUUAGUGGUAGCACUGCCAAUAAUUCCGGCAGUGCAAUCCCGCCCUUGGCGCCGCCGCCGCCUGCCCCAAGCCAAUCUAUGCUGAGUAGCAGCACUAGUAACCCCCUGCUCUCCCUUCAACAUCCCAAAUACGGCCUGCCGCCUGCACUAGUCGCCAAUUUUCAGGCUGUCGGCAUCCACAGCAUUUAUCCAUGGCAGGCGUCGUGUCUGCUUGGUCGCGGCCAUUUGACCGCCGAGAAGAAUCUGCUCUAUACGGCGCCUACGGGAGGCGGAAAGUCGUUGGUAGCUGAUGUGUUGAUGCUCAGAAGGGUUAUAGACAAUCCUCAUCGCAAGGCUAUUUUGGUGUUACCGUAUGUUGCGUUAGUGCAAGAGAAGCUCAAAUGGCUCCGGCGCAUUGUUCAAGGUGUGGAGAAGAACAUCGAUACUUCGGCUUCUAUGAAACAGCCAUGGAAACAGCCAUCAAAGGAGAUUCGUGUAACCGGGUUUUUUGGUGGAAGUAAAUCACGAGCUACGUGGGCCGACACUGACAUCGCAAUUUGUACUAUUGAGAAGGCAAAUGCUUUGGUCAAUACGGCCAUCGAGGAAUGUAAUAUCGAUGACCUAGCCGUAGUGGUCGUGGAUGAGAUACAUAUGCUAGAUGAUGACAGCCGUGGCUAUCUGCUGGAAUUGAUGGUCACGAAAUUGCUGCUGUUGCAACAAGACAUUCAAAUCAUUGGCAUGAGCGCGACUCUUUCUAAUACUCAAUUACUUGCCGACUGGAUUCACGCCUCUUUUCAUGCAUCGACUCAUCGCCCAGUACCGAUUGAGGAAUACUUGGUUUAUGAAAAUUCAAUUUACCCGGCCAUAAGUUCUAAAGAGUUCUUCCAAACAGCAACAAAGCUACAGUCCGGCCCAGUACAGGAUGCAGUGCCGCCAUGUAGAAAGAUCGACCCAUCCCCAUUCAAGCCAUUGAGUCUUCCCACCGCCAAUGCAAUGGUCUCCUUGGCUAUUGAGACAGCCACUGCGGGUUUUGGAGCGUUAGUGUUUUGCGGAAGUCGCCAUGCUUGUCAAAUGAAUGCACAAUUAAUCAGUGAAGCAAUGCCGUCGCCAUCGACCCUGGAUGCAGAGCUCUUGGAAAGGCGACUUGAUCUGGUGGCUGAAUUGGGAAGUCUACCGUGUGGAUUGGAUCCGGUAUUCCAAAAUACGAUAAUCAAAGGGGUUGCGUUUCAUCACGCUGGAUUGACUACUGAAGAACGUGAACUGGUUGCUGAAGCAUAUGAUAGGGGCACCAUCAAAGUGAUCGUAGCAACAUGUAGUCUCGCGGCAGGCGUAAAUCUGCCUGCAAGACGGGUCAUUAUGCAAGGUGCCAGAAUGGGCCGUGAUAUUGUUGGGCCUGCAUUGUUACGACAGAUGAGAGGGCGCGCAGGACGCAAAGGAAAAGAUACCGUUGGUGAGACCUAUCUCAUCUGUCAACAGGCAGAUUUGGAGGUAAUAUCUGAGAUUUGGGAUGCCGAGACUCCGGCUAUUGAUAGUUGUUUGGCACAAGAUAAUAAAGGGGUAAAAAGAGCGCUGUUAGAAGGCAUUGCAACACGUUUGGUAUCCGGUCGCGAAGCGAUUGAUGAGUUUAUGAGGUGCACUCUUCUAUGCAAAACACGCGAAGAAGCCGAAAUCGAAAAAUUGAUCGAAACCAGCUUACAAGAACUAGUCAACACAGACCUAAUCCGCCUCCGUGACGACGAUUCCUACGAAUCGACAAAACUAGGUGCCGCCAUUGUAGCUUCUUCAUUUUCACCCGAUGACGGAAUCUUUGUGUAUGAGGAGCUGAAACGAGCUCUUCAAGCUUUUGUCAUGGACGGCGAGAUGCAUAUUUUUUACAUGUUUACUCCGCUCAGUGUGGCUAUGAAUACGAAUAUUGAUUGGCUUAUAUUCCGGGAUCAGUUAGAUCAGUUGGAUGAAAGUGGUAUUCGGGCGUUGUUGUUUGUUGGAGUGCAGCCUGGAUUUGUGAAUAAUAUGGUACAAACUGGUCGAAAUUUCAAAGAAGAUGACCCAAAACAGCUGCAAUUGUCUAGGAUCUAUCGUCGCGCAUACGCGGCAUUUCAAUUGCGUGAUCUCAGCAACGAAGUCCCGCUGUCGACCAUCGCAAGCCGGUAUAACGUUCCGCGAGGUGUCGUACAGACUCUCGCACAGACAUGUCACGGUUUUGCAGCGGGUAUGGUUAAAUUCUGCCAGAGAAUGGGAUGGGGCAUGCUCGCUGUUGUCCUUGAGCAUAUGCGUGAUCGACUUCAGGCGGGUGCUAGAGACGAUCUUCUCGAAAUGGCCCAAGUAACUCAUGUCAAGAGUUGGACGGCGAGAUUAUUGUGGGAAAAUGGGUUUCGGAGUGUGCGCGCAUUAGCAUCCACAGAUGCAAAGGAUAUUAUUCCUGUUCUCAUCAUGGCCCGAUCUCGAAAAAGUCAAUCACAUCCGAAUUCUGAAAGGGAGGCGGAACGGUACACAGAGAAAAUGACUCGAAAGGCAGAAAUGAUUAUUGCAUCUGCGAACAAGAUAUACGAACGUCAAAUGCAGGUCGAGAUUGAGGAAUAA